AUGGAUGGGAGGUUAGAGGCUCUCUGUGCAUGGAGCCUGGGACAGGCCAUUGUUCAUCGUCUCUGUGACAGCCCUCUUUCUCAAGAGAACCCUUUCAUCACCACUUUUAGCAUUUCUAUGAACCCCAGUGUUCAUGAUGUCGUGGAGACUAAUUUGGUGGCUUUUGACUGUCACUGGAUCAUUAUAAAUGAGGAAAUAAAUGAUGCGGAUGUGCAGGAGCUGGUGAGAAGGUCAAUUGGAAGGUUAACAAUUAUUCGACAGACAUUUCCAGUCCCCCAAAACAUAAGUCAGCGCUGUUUCCGUGGCAACCACAGAAUAUCUUCAUCACUGUGUGAUCCGAAGGACCCUUUCUCCCAAAGCAUGGAGAUCUCAAACCUGUAUAUAUAUGACACUGUCCUCCUGUUGGCGAAUGCCUUUCAUAAGAAGCUGGAGGACAGGAAAUGGCACAGCAUGGCUAGCCUCACCUGCAUCAGGAAGAACUCUAAGCCCUGGCAAGGAGGACGAUCCAUGUUGGAAACCAUCAAGAAGGGUGGAGUGAAUGGCUUGACUGGAGAACUGGAAUUUGCAGAAAAUGGGGGGAAUCCCAAUGUGCAUUUUGAAAUUUUGGGGACAAAUUAUGGAGAAGAUCUUGGCAGAGGCAUCCGCAAGCUCGGCUGCUGGAAUCCCAUCACUGGUCUGAAUGGGUCACUAACAGACAGAAAGUUGGAGAAUAACAUGAGAGGAGUGGUUCUGCGUGUGGUGACUGUGCUGGAAGAACCCUUUGUCAUGGUGUCUGAAAAUGUUCUGGGAAAACCAAAGAAGUAUCAGGGCUUCUCGAUAGAUGUGUUGGAAGCCUUGGCCACUUACCUUGGCUUUAAAUAUGAAAUUUAUGUUGCACCAGAUCACAAGUACGGGAGUCCUCAGGAUGAUGGGUCAUGGAAUGGACUGAUAGGAGAACUGGUAUUUAAGAGAGCUGAUAUAGGGAUCUCUGCCCUAACCAUCACCCCUGACAGGGAGAACGUGGUGGACUUCACAACGCGUUACAUGGACUACUCUGUGGGCGUGCUGCUUCGAAAGGCAGAGAAGACAGUGGACAUGUUUGCCUGCUUGGCACCAUUUGACCUCUCCCUGUGGGCAUGCAUAGCUGGCACUGUGCUGUUAGUAGGGCUACUGGUCUACCUCUUGAACUGGCUCAACCCCCCGCGCCUUCAGAUGGGAUCCAUGACCUCCACAACCCUCUACAACUCCAUGUGGUUUGUGUAUGGAUCCUUUGUGCAACAAGGAGGAGAGGUUCCAUACACAACCCUGGCAACUCGACUGAUGAUGGGAGCUUGGUGGCUUUUUGCUUUGAUUGUCAUCUCCUCCUACACGGCAAACCUAGCAGCUUUCCUCACCAUCACGCGCAUUGAGAACUCCAUCCAGUCUCUCCAGGAUCUCUCAAGACAGACGGAUAUUCCUUAUGGCACUGUCUUGGACUCCGCAGUCUAUGAGCACGUCCGAGUGAAAGGAAUGAAUCCUUUUGAGAGGGACAGCAUGUAUUCCCAAAUGUGGCGGAUGAUUAACAGAAGUAAUGGCUCAGAGAACAACGUCAUGGAGUCGACUGCAGGCAUUCAAAAGGUGAAAUACGGGAACUAUGCCUUUGUAUGGGACGCAGCAGUACUGGAGUACGUGGCCAUCAACGACGCAGACUGCUCUUUUUACACGGUCGGGAACACUGUUGCGGACAGAGGAUAUGGGAUCGCACUGCAGCACGGCAGCCCCUACCGAGAUGUUUUCUCACAAAGGUAA
This is a messenger RNA of Tauraco erythrolophus (red-crested turaco), 1767 nucleotides long. The record is from RefSeq and is a predicted model, not a curated record. Lineage: Eukaryota; Metazoa; Chordata; Aves; Musophagiformes; Musophagidae.